This is a messenger RNA of Eubalaena glacialis (North Atlantic right whale), 1728 nucleotides long. RefSeq names its product CEP295 N-terminal like (gene CEP295NL). Gene Ontology annotation, biological process: regulation of centriole replication. NCBI's taxonomy places the organism in Eukaryota, Metazoa, Chordata, Mammalia, Artiodactyla, Balaenidae. Gene Ontology annotation, cellular component: centrosome; cytosol; centriole. The record is from RefSeq and is a predicted model, not a curated record.
CUUCUCUCCGAAGCCGUGUCUGCAAAGGGCCCCGACACGAAAGGAAACGUGGAGAGAGCCCCUCGGCGGAGCCCCAGUCCCGACGACGAAGCCUUGCUUUUGAGGCAGAAGCACAAAUUGCUACACGUCCGAGAGAGAGGAGACCUGCCCCUGCGGAGAAGACAGGACCUCCGGCAGUGGAAGAGCUGGCUGCCCCGGCGCUUGGCCGAGGAGCUGAAGGCAGAGCAGCAGAAGGCCCCAGACCAGCGAGUCCGAGGCCUGGAGAGGCUGUACUUAGCACAUCUGUUGGGGGGGGCGGUGGCGGGCAGACUGGCCGAGGACCAUGAACCUGACUCAGAGGGCUCGACCCAGCGAGGAGCCGCCGGGUCGCCCAGGGCCGAGGGGAAGCACACAAUGGCCGUGCGGCAAGAGAAGGGACACAGGGAAGAGCUGGUCCGACGGCAGCCCUGGUGCACCACGUCCCGGAGAAUAGCGGUGACCCAGGAGAGGCAGGGAGCCUCCAGAACCACGGGCCUGAGUCCUCGCCCCCUGAGCCCAGCAGAGAGGAGUAAAGGAAAACACGCGCCUUCAGCGAAGACUGGCGGGGGCCACCGUCCGUUGACCCUGGGCUGAGAAGAGGGACAGAACUUGGGAAAGCUCUUGGCUGCUGUAGGGGAGAUCAAAUGCCUGGAGGAAUGGGAGACAGAAACAGCCCAGGACAGCAGGAGGCAGCUGGGGAAGCGAACGGCUUGUCUUCAAGGCCCGAAAAACCACUGUUUGGAUCAGAGCCCCGAGGGCAAAGCCGACGACCUGGAACAGCUGUGGCCAGUCGGCUCGACCUGCAGAAGGGGGGCCUGACCGCUGGCAAAGCUCUGUGACAAGAGCAGGUGGCAGGGAGAGCUGGAGUUUGCCUCUGAAGGGUUGUUCGAUACCAACCGGAAGCUGAAAAAACACCUGAACUUGCACCUGGAUCUCAAGCCCGGGAUGGAUCAGAGCCCCAGUGAAGAACAGGGCUUUGAGGAGACGCAGGCAUGGAGAAGGGAGAGCCAGAGAAAGAGGAAUGGAAGAGAUGCAGAGAUGGACAUGGUGCCCACCGGGGAGCCCGCGAGUCCAGCGGGGGUGGACGCCCACCUGACGCCGUCCAGAACCAGCUUGAAAAAGUUACCAAGCAAGCUCAAGAACCAAAAAUCCCAUAGGAUGGCCAAGUGCGUGGUUAAGAAUGACAGUAAACCGUGGUCUCCCGAGGCAGGGACGUCUGUCGAUGAAGAGAACCUGCUCUCGUGCAGCCCUGAAUCCAGACAGGAGCCGCCCCAGCCGGACGCGCUGGCGCAGGGCUCCCUUCAGCUUCACCCGCAAGAACAGGCAGACAGAGGUGGCUUGACGGCAUCAAGGCAGAAGCAGGAAAUGCAGGUAGAGCAGAGAAGACCAAAGCAGCUGGACUCACUCAAGCAAAUCAGACACCCCAAGAUGAGCUUGGAGGCUGACCUCCAGACGGAGCUGGAAGAUGGGAGGAGGGCACAGAGGCCAGCUUCUCUGGCUCGUCGGAAGCCUGACUCCCCUCCAGACCAGGAGAAGAAAGGAGGGUAUGACCACAGCCCCACUUCCCCCUCGGCCAGCAUCGUCGGCGAUGACAGGCACAGUCAGAUGAUCCGUGACCUUCAACAGCAAAUUCUAGAGCAAAACAAGUUACACAAGCAGUUUCUUGAAGAAACCAGGAAACGCUUGUGAGAGUUUCAGAAAAUAUGUUAA